Neoarius graeffei (lesser salmon catfish) is the source of this 1351-nucleotide messenger RNA. Its product is annotated as hepatic lectin-like. The coding region runs from base 1 to 702 and encodes 233 amino acids. Lineage: Eukaryota; Metazoa; Chordata; Actinopteri; Siluriformes; Ariidae. The transcript is spliced from 4 exons. The record is from RefSeq and is a predicted model, not a curated record.
AUGUGCAGAUUAAUCAACAGCAAAUCUGUUUGUGUCCAUUGCUUUCUCAGAGAAGAUAAGAAGUUGAGCAGAUGUUACACACUGACGAUCGUGUUUGUGGUGCUGCUGUGUGUUCUCCUGCUGGCUGUCGUCACAGUGCUGUGGAUCAAAUUUGACAACCUGAAUAUUGAAUACAGCCAGUUACAAAUCACCAACAACAACCUGACUAUGGAGAGAAACCAGUUACAGACCAGCAACAAUAACCUGACGAUUGAAAAAGACCAGUUACAGAUGGAGAAAGAUGAAUGGCAGAACAAGUUGGCUCUUAUAGAUACACAUGCCAAAAAUGGAUGGAUCUACUUCAAUUCCAGUAUUUACUACAUGUUUAAUGAGCGCAAGAACUGGAAUGAGAGCAAACAGGACUGCACACAGAGAGGAGCACACCUGGUGAUCAUAAACAGCAAAGAGGAGCGGGAGUUCAUUGGUAAGCUGACAAGAUGCAAGAAGGCUUGGAUUGGUCUGAGUGACAGUGACACAGAGGGAGUGUGGAAAUGGGUGGACGGUACACCACUGACCACUGCGUACUGGAAUUCGGGGGAACCCAAUGAUAGUCGUGUGAAUCGUGAUGAGGACUGUGUCGAGAUUUUGAGUGGGAAUAAAAAUUGGAAUGACAUGUCAUGCUCUGAAGAAUCAUGCUAUAUCUGUGAAAUGAAUCUGUUUUAGUUGUAAGAUUAAAUUAAGACUAAGCAAUUAGAGGAUGUGUUACAGUGAUUUCAUUAUUGGCCAGGGUGUUAUUUUGCCUUAAAUGAAACAGACUAAACCUGACGUAACAUGAUUGUCGUGUGUGCAUUUUGGUGUUUUAUUGGGUGGAUCUAAGCGGCACGGUGGUGUAGUGGUUAGCACUGUCGCCUCACAGCAAGAAGGUCCUGGGCUCGAGCCCAGCAGCUGACAGGGCCUUUCUGUGUGGAGUUUGCAUGUUCUCCCCGUGUCUGAGUGGGUUUCCUCUGGGUGCUCCAUUUUCCACCACAGUCCAAAGACAUGCAGUUUAGGCUAACUGGUGGCUCUAAAUUGACCAUAGAUGUGAGUGUGAAUGGUUGUUUGUCUCGAUGUGUCAGCCCUGUGAUGACCUGGCGACUUGUCCAGGGUGUACCCCGCCUCUCACCUGUAGUCAGCUGGGAUAAGCUCCAGCUUACUUGUGACCCUGUACAGGAUAAGCGGCUACAGAUAAUGGAUGGAUGGGUGGCUGGAUUGAGUGAAUCCCUCCAGUACAAUUAAGUUUUCAAUAAUAAUAUAUAAUACAUUUUCUGAUGAAUAAUUAUCAUUGUAAAGAAUUAUUAUACCAUACAAAAUGUAACUUACAAGACAGAAUGGA